GUGUCGGAGGAGUAGAAACAACAAGCCGCCAUUUUGUUUGUGCGGAGAGACGGAGAGGCAGGAGAGACCGAGAGAGCGACACUUCUGCGCCGAUCACAACGACUCCGAAACCCGCCGGGCACAUAAAGGGUGGCGGUGUCAUCUCGGAACAAAAAGCAAGAGAGAUAAGAGAGAAGGAGAAAGGGGGAAGGAGAAAAGGAAAUUCUCGUUUGAAAUCCAAGGAAGAGGGGGUGUUUUUUUACGGAGCCGAGAGGAGAGGCGGAAGAAGGCGAUAUAUUUAAACGAAGGAAAACCUGCGAGGUAGCAGAGAAAUUAUAAUCAUAAUAAUAAUAAUAGACCAAUCUUCACAGGAGCCAAACUCCUGAGAAAAAAAAUGAAAACGUGAAGUAACCGUUAGCUAAAGACCAGAGAAAGGGAGGAAAUUGCAGAAAAGGAAGAAUUAACUGAAGAAAGAAUAUAAAAGGAUAAACGCGAAGGGGGGGAUAGACCAUCACAAAGACUCAAUGAAAGGAUUGGGGAGCCAAAAAUAUUUUUGGGAGGUGUAUAUCUUUUGGAUCCAAAGCUUCCCACUUCUAAAAUAACCCAUAAUAUUGUAGCGACCCCCCUCGCUUUAUCCGAUUUUCGCUCAUCGCCGUAUUCUCUUGUUCUUGGUUGGGUUUUUUUUUCUUUACUAGCCAGGCUAGCUAGGUAGCUCGUUAUACGCAGUGUCAAGAGUAUUUCUUCCUGGCUACAUUAGCUAACCAAUUCACAGAAAUAUUUAUUUAUAUUAGCAAGUUGCUAUUGUUGCUCGUAAUUCAUAAAAUACCUAGCUAGUCUGCUACUUGGGUUAGGCAGCGGCACCAGACGAAGCGUCCACUGCAAAAUAAAACUAAAGACUAAUUGGAUCUAUCUGAUACCAAUUAGUUAGGUAUCUAGCUAUUGUGAUCAUUUGGAAACUGCGUCGUUUUUCGUAAUCGAAAAAAACAGGUUUUCGUUAACUUGCAACAAGAAUUGGAGUGGUUCAUACACUAGCUACGGUUUCUGAUUUUUGCGAAGAUUUUUAACCCCAUUUUUCAUUCGGCACAUACAUACAGAGGGCGCAAGAUCUAAAUUUGAUGGAAAUAUAAAUAACAAACAUCCGUUUUAUUUUUAAAUAGCUUGUAUUGGUGGGAUAUAACGCAGAAGGAUACUAACUAUAUUGAUAAAUAAACUAGGGAAGAGAUGCAUUUCAAUAUGCAAGUCAUUUAUUUUCGAAAAUGUGUGAGCUCCUAGCAUCAUGGUAGCUAAUACCGUUGCACAUAGACUCUGAACAUGCAUGAGAAUUCAGUUCAGCUGUCUUUCAGUGUUGUGGCAUAUUUUAACAGUAUUGAACGUGUUUUAAUUGUUUUUAAAGAUAAUGCGUUUUUUCUAACACCAGUAUUUCCACGGUAAAGUAGAAACGGAUGAUUUCCCCCCACAUGCACCUCAGUGGGACUGCGCUUAAAUUGAUGAUAACUAGUUUGCUAAUUGACCUGUCAGUUUUAACUUGCCAUAAUUCAGAUGCAUUUCGCGAUCGUUGAAGAAAACAAAACUCAAGUAUUUUUUCUGUCUGCAUCAAUGCAACAGUCAAGACGAGCAUCUUCAAAUAUUAGCUACCUAUCAUCUCUAAAGAGCUGAACAGGAUAAGCUCACAGCUGUUGUGAUUUUUUUAAAGGUAACGUUAGCACCAACGCAUCCUCCCUAAAAUUAACAAACAUUUAUUGGAGGGUAGGAACAGGAUUACUGAUUAUCGGGGGGGAAAUGCUGUGGUAAUGAGCUCCUGAGUAGUCAACUUUUUUUCUUUCUUUUUAAAAAAAACUAAUUUGGGAUUUUUUUUUCUUCUCGUGCAGCUAACCUUAGCUGCCUUCUCUUGCUACAAUAAUGGGAUCCGAUUGUAUCGGCUGCAAUUGGAAUCCUGUCCUAAUCAAAGGUUUACACGUCCUGGGGUUUCUAUUAAACAUUGUAUGAAGCAAAUCCCUGGAAGUAGCCGCAGGGGUGCGUUUGGGUUGCGUUUUAUAUCGCGUUUCCCAUCGCUGCCGCUGUCCCCCAGCUCAGCUUCCUCGAAUUAAACGCUCGAUUUCCCCGCCGACUAUGGCGGAAAGGACGGAUGCAUCUACGGAGGACAAGUCUUGGGACAAUUUCUCCGCCGCCGAAGAGGCUACAUGAGUUUAGCUGAGGGCCUGUUCGGUUGUCUUGCUUCUCACCGACUCCACCUUCCCUCCUCCUCCGUUUGCAGAAAUAUAUAAAGGAACAAAAAAUCCGGCAGGGGAGGGGGGUUGAUACGCCGAAGCUGAAACCCAGGAAAGAAGAGUAUUUUACAGGACACUUAGUUACCCCCCACCCCCCCUCCCUCGUCCAAGAAAAGGAGAGGGAAAAAGUCAGAUUAUCGAAAAAGGGAAGAUAACAAAGACCAAGAAGAAAGGGCGAAUAAGGGAAUAUAUCUAUCGUUUGUGGAUAUAUACACAUAUAUAUUAAUUCCUGAAAAAUAUGGCCGAUAAUGUUCUGGAGUCCGGCCCGCCUUCAGCCAAGAGGCCUAAACUCUCCUCUCCGGCACUCUCGGUCUCUGCCAGCGAUGGAAACGAUUUCGGUUCCCUUUUCGACCUGGAGCACGACCUCCCCGACGAGCUCAUCAAUUCCACAGAGCUGGGCCUGCCCAACGGCGGGGACCUCAGCCAGCUGCACACCAGCCUGGCCGCCGGCGCCCAGGACGCGGCCGCCAAGCACAAGCAGCUGUCGGAGCUCCUGCGGUCGGGCGCCCCGCCCCCCUCGGCCCAGCAGGGCGCGGGCGGCAGCCCCGGCGGCAGCUCCAUGGGGCUGCUGGGGAGCAUGAACGCCUCGCCGGGGCCCCAGGGCCUCGGGCAGCCCCAGCCGCAGCACCCCUCCCCCCAGCAGCCCGGCAUGCUGCAGCAGCCCGGCAUGGUGGGCGUGGCCGGGAUGAACAGGGGCAUGAUGGGGGCCCAAAAGGGCAACGGACAGCAGCAGCAGGCGCCCGCGCCCCAGGGACUGAUGGGAGGGCAGGUCAUGAACGGCUCUCCCAGGAUGAGCUACUCGAACCCUGGGCUGGGGAGUAACAGUAACCUGCUAGCGGAGACGCUACAGCAGCAGCAGGGCGGGCAGCAGCAGCUGGGGCCUGCAGGACAGACUGGACUGAGAGCACAGCAGCCUGGGGCGCUCAACAAGAUGGGGAUGAUGGGUAACCCGGGCCCCUACGGCGCCCCCUACGGACAGCCUGCAGGCCAGGGGCUGGGUGGGGCCGGGCUGGGCCCGCAGCUUCAGAACAAAGCGGGCUUGCCCAACAGCAUGGCCCAGUUCAACCUGGACAAGAAGACGCAGCCCGUGCAGGGCAUGGCCAGCAUGGCGGCCCAGCAGUCCCCGGGAGUGGUUGCCGGGGCGACGGGAGCUGGAGGGGCGGGGGGGAUGAUGGCGUCCGGCCCUGGCGCACAGGGCGGGCUGGGCUCCGUUUCGGCGGCCUCCGCCUCGGCGCCCCCCACUGCCGACCCGGAGAAGCGCAAGCUGAUCCAGCAGCAGCUGGUGCUCCUGCUCCACGCCCACAAGUGCCAGCGGCGCGAGCAGGCCAACGGGGAGGUGCGCCAGUGCAACCUGCCCCACUGCCGCACCAUGAAGAACGUCCUCAACCACAUGACCCACUGCCAGGCCGGCAAGUCCUGCCAGGUGGCCCACUGUGCCUCAUCCCGACAGAUCAUCUCGCACUGGAAGAACUGCACACGGCACGACUGUCCCGUCUGCCUGCCGCUCAAGAACGCCGGGGACAAGAGAAAUCAGCAGUCUCUCCUGGGCGGGGCUGCGGUGGGCCUGGGCAGCUCUCUGGGGGCGGCUCCUGGAGGCCAGCCCAGCGCGUCCAGCCUGAACCCCCCCAGCCAGAUCGACCCCAGCUCCAUCGAGCGGGCCUACGCCGCCCUGGGCCUCACCUACCAGGGCAACCAGAUGGCCCCGCAGCCCGCCCAGUCCUCCCUGCCCGUCCAGCCUGGCAUGAGGUCGCUCAACGCCAUGGCUGCAGGGAACCCCAUGGGUGUGAACGGAGGGGUGGGAUCCCAGCCCUCGAGCCAGCAGGCCAGCCUGCUGCAGGACGCCAUGCUUCACACCAGCAUGAACGCGCAGAGCUUGAUGAAUGACAGCAGUGGGGUGGGGAACAUGGGCUCCUUGCCCACUGCCACCCCGCCCACCAGCGCGGGCAUGAGGAAGUCCUGGCACGAGGACAUCACCCAGGACCUGCGCAACCAUCUCGUGCACAAGCUUGUGCAGGCCAUCUUCCCCACCCCGGACCCGGCUGCCCUGAAGGACCGGCGGAUGGAGAACCUGGUGGCCUACGCCCGCAAGGUGGAGGGAGACAUGUACGAGUCCGCCAACAGCAGGGCGGAGUACUACCACCUCCUGGCAGAGAAGAUCUAUAAGAUCCAGAAGGAGCUGGAGGAGAAGCGGAGGACGCGGCUGCAGAAGCAGGGCAUGAUGCCCACGCAGCCCGGCCUGCCUCCCACAGCGCUCCCGCAGGGGCCCGCCGGUUUAGGCCAACCCCCCUCGGCCCUACCACAGGGGCCCGCCGGCCUGGGACAGCCCCCCUCGGCCCUUCCGCAGGGGCCCGCCGGUUUAGGCCAGCCCCCCUCGUCCCUCCCCCAGGGGCCCGCCGGCCUGGGCCAGCCCCCUAAUGGUCCUCACUCUGACCCCUCCCUGGUCCGGCCCACGGUGCCCAAUCAGAUGGUGAACAGGAUGCAGAACCCUGCAGGGAUGAACCAGUUCAGUCAGAUGGGAAUGCAGUCUCUGGGCCAGAGGUCUACCCCUCCUCUCCAGCUGGGCACGUCCCUCAAUCAGAUGGGAAUGGGGACAGCGCGGAUGGGUCAGCCCAAUGUGGCUCAGCUGCAGAACCAGUACCUGCCCCCAGGGCAGUUCCCCGGGUCAGGCCCCGUGGGUAUGGCACAGCCUGGGGCACAGACUGGCAUGACACAGCAGGCCCAGAUGCCCACCCCCCCUUCCCUGCCUGUAAGCAGCCCGGUGGCUCAGCCCGGCUCGGUGGGAGGGGCAGGGGGCGGGACUUCAGUGGGCUCCAUGGGACCCAGCAGCGUAGGCCCUGCCUCUAACCUGGCCCCGCCUUCCAACUCCUCGCAGCCCAACUCCCACCCGCACUGCCCGCCCCUCCGGCAGAACUCCCCCUCCCCCGCACGCAGCCUCACCCCCACGCCGCACCACACGCCCCCAGGGCUGGCAGGCUCGCAGACCCCCCAGCCCCACACUCCCAACCCCCCUCAGCUGGCCCCUCCUGCCCCCCAGCAGCAGCAGAUGCCUCAGCCAAUGGGGUCGGGGCUAGGCUCCGAUAAGCCCGCCCAGCUACAGCAGCAGCAGCUGGGCGGAGCCACCGCAACCCCCCAGCCCGGGCUCACCUCCUCCGCGCCCGCCCCCAGCGCUCCCCUGCCGCCCCAACUCCCACGCACUCCGCUGUCCCAGAAGUCCUCGCUGACGGCGGACGGCCAGGCCUCCACGCCCGCGUCCGUCAGCAGCGCCGACACGGGGUCCCAGCAGGCUCUGCCCGACGCCGCCGCCCCCCUCGACCCCAAGAUGGAGGUGAAGCAGCAGGACGAGGAAGAGGCGGAGAUGGAGGGAAAGCCUUCGGGAAAAAUGGGCAUGAAGCAAGAAGACAACAAAUCUGAGGAGAAACCAGAGGUGAAAGUGAAGAAGGAAGAAUCGGGUGGUGACGGAUGCAAAGGGGAGCCCAUGGAGACGUCGUCGUCAGGGGCAACGGGCGAAGACAGGAAACCGGAGCCUAAGGUGGAGCCCAAAGGGGAAGAGGAGGGGUCAGGGGCAUCCGGCGCGCACAGCUCCCCGGCCAGCGCUCAGAGCAAGAGGAAAAUCUUUAAGCCCGAGGAGCUGCGGCAGGCCCUGAUGCCCACGCUGGAGGCGCUGUACCGCCAGGACCCCGAGUCUCUGCCCUUCCGCCAGCCCGUGGACCCCCAGUUACUGGGAAUACCCGUACGUAUUCGAACUAGUAACCGAACUAACCUGGACUACUUUGACAUAGUGAAGAACCCCAUGGACCUGUCCACCAUCAAGCGCAAGCUGGACACGGGCCAGUACCAGGAGCCCUGGCAGUACGUGGACGACAUCUGGCUCAUGUUCAACAACGCCUGGCUGUACAACCGUAAGACCUCGCGCGUCUACAAGUACUGCUCCAAGCUGGCCGAGGUGUUCGAGCAGGAGAUCGACCCCGUCAUGCAGGGCCUGGGGUACUGCUGCGGCAGGAAGCUGGAGUUUUCUCCUCAAACCCUGUGCUGCUAUGGAAAGCAGCUGUGCACCAUCCCCCGCGACGCUGCCUACUUCAGCUACCAGAACAGUUCACCAAAAUAUGGGCUUCUUGCUGACAGGUACCACUUCUGUGAGAAGUGUUUCAACGAAAUCCAGGGCGAGAGCGUGUCCCUGGGAGACGACCCCUCCCAGCCUCAGACAUCCAUCAGCAAAGACCAGUUUGAAAGGAAGAAGAAUGACACACUGGACCCUGAAUUACUUGUGGAAUGUAUCGACUGCGGUCGUAAAAUGCAUCAGAUCUGUGUCCUGCACAAUGACACAAUAUGGCCGUCAGGCUUUGUGUGCGACGGCUGCCUGAAGAAGUCCAAUAAGACCCGAAAAGAGAACAAGUAUGCUGCCAAAAGUAAGUGGAGGCUACCCCAGACCAAACUGGGGAGCUUCCUGGAGACAAGAGUGAACGAGUACCUCAGGAGGCAGAACCACCCGGAAUCCGGCGAUGUCACCAUUCGUGUGGUCCACGUCUCCGACAAGGUGGUGGAGGUGAAGCCAGGCAUGAAGGCCAGGUUUGUGGACAGUGGGGAGAUGGCGGAGUCCUUCCCUUACAGGACGAAGGCGCUGUUUGCAUUCGAGGACAUCGACGGCGCCGACGUCUGCUUCUUCGGCAUGCAUGUGCAGGAGUACGGCUCGGACUGCCCGCCGCCCAACCAGAGGCGGGUCUACAUCUCCUACCUGGACAGUGUGCACUUCUUUCAGCCGCGCCACCUGCGCACGGGUGUCUACCACGAGAUCCUCAUCGGGUACCUGGAGUAUGUGAAGAAGCUUGGCUUUACAACGGGUCACAUUUGGGCCUGUCCACCCAGCGAGGGGGACGACUACAUCUUCCACUGUCACCCCAUCGACCAGAAGAUCCCCAAACCCAAGCGCCUGCAGGAGUGGUACAAGAAGAUGCUGGACAAGGCCGUGUCCGAGCGCAUCGUGCACGACUACAAGGACAUCUUCAAGCAGGCAACGGAGGACCGUCUGACCAGUGCCAAGGAGCUGCCCUACUUUGAGGGUGAUUUCUGGCCCAACGUCCUGGAGGAGAGCAUCAAGGAGCUGGAGCAGGAGGAGGAGGAGAGGAAGAGGGAGGAGAACAGUACCUCCAGCGAGAGCAUCGAUGCUACCAAAGGGGACAGCAAAAACGCCAAGAAGAAGAACAGCAAAAAGACGAGCAAGAACAAGAGCAGCCUGAGCCGAGCCAACAAGAAGAAGCCGGGGAUGCCCAACGUCUCCAACGACCUCUCCCAGAAACUCUACGCCACCAUGGAGAAGCACAAGGAGGUGUUCUUCGUUAUUCGCCUGAUCGCUGGCCCAACCGCCAACUCCCUCCCGCCCAUCGUGGACCCGGACCCCCUGAUGGCGUGUGAUCUGAUGGACGGGCGGGACGCCUUCCUCACGCUGGCGCGGGACAAGCACCUGGAGUUCUCCUCGCUGCGACGCGCCAAGUGGAGCUCCAUGUGCAUGCUGGUGGAGCUGCACAACCAGAGCCAGGACCGCUUCGUCUACACCUGCAACGAGUGCAAGCACCACGUGGAGACGCGCUUCCACUGCACCGUCUGCGAGGACUAUGACCUCUGCAUCACCUGCUACAACACUAAGGGCCACGAACACAAGAUGGAGAAGCUGGGCCUGGGCCUGGACGAUGAGAGCAACAGCCAGGCAGCAGCAGCCACGCAGAGCCCUGGGGACUCACGCCGCCUCAGCAUCCAGCGCUGCAUCCAGUCGCUGGUGCACGCCUGCCAGUGCCGCAACGCCAACUGCUCCCUUCCGUCCUGCCAGAAGAUGAAGCGCGUGGUGCAGCACACCAAGGGCUGCAAGCGCAAGACCAACGGCGGCUGCCCCAUCUGCAAGCAGCUCAUCGCCCUCUGCUGCUACCACGCCAAGCACUGCCAGGAGAACAAGUGCCCCGUGCCCUUCUGCCUCAACAUCAAGCACAAGCUGCGCCAGCAGCAGCUGCAGCACCGGCUGCAACAGGCGCAGAUGCUGCGCAGGCGCAUGGCCAGCAUGCAGCGGCCCACUGUGACAGCGGGGGGAGGGGGAGGGGGCGGGGGGCUGCCAUCGCCAGGCAACAACGGCACCACAGCUCCCAGCACACCCACGUCGGGCGGCACCCAGCCCCCCACACCCCAGACUCCCACCCAGUCCAGCAUGCCCCCCAUGCCCCAGCCCGGGGUGGGUGGCGUGGGCAUGCCCCAGCAGCAGCAGCAGCAGCAGCAGCAGCCGCAGCCGCAGCUCCAGCAGCAGGUGGCGCAGCAGGGCGGGAUGCCUCAGCACCACCUGCACCACCACCUCCAGCAGAUCCCCGGUGGGGGGAUGAUGAGCUCGCCGCAGCAGCAGCCCAUGAUGCCCCAGGUCCAGGGCCAGUCACCCUCGGCCCAGCAGCUCCAGCACGCCAACAGCCUGCCCCCCUACGCGCCCCGGCACCCUGCCUCCUCCCCGCACUCCCAGUCCCAGGGCAAGCCGGGCCUCGGCCCAGCCACGCCUCCCCAGCAGCAGCCUGCCCCCAUGCCUCAGCAGCCCCAGCAGCAGCAGCAGCCCCCGUCGGGCCCGCCCCCUGCCGCCGUGGAGAUCGCCAUGAAGAUCCAGCGUGUGGCGGAGACCCAAAGGAAGAUGGCCCAGGUCCAGAUCCUUCAGCGGCAGGCGGCCGGCAUGAUGCCCCAGCACCCGCUCCACCAGCCCCCGCAGCCCCAGCACCCGCACCACCAGCCCCCGCAGCCCCAGGCCCAGCUGGGUAUCGGUCACCCUGGGGGUGGGAUGGUGGGGGGCCCUGGGCUCACCCCCCAGGCCCAGGCCCAGGCACAGGCCCAGGCACAGGCCCAGGCCCAGGCACAGGCUCAGGCUCAGGCUCAGGCCGCCGCCAGGGCCCACAUAGAGCAGCAGCAGCAACAGCAGCCGCAGGCUGGGCCCCAGAACCAGAUGCCCGGCCAGGUGCAGCUCCAGCAGCAGGGAGGCCCCCAGCUCCAGCCCCCACCCCCCCAGCAGGGCCAGCAGCAGCAGUGGGGCAGCCCAGCGAUGGCGGGCCAGCAGAGAGCCCCCAUGAUGGGGCAGAUGAGCCACCCGGGCAUGGUGGGCGGCCAGCCGCAGGUUCCCCAGGGGCAGCAGCAGCAGCAGCCGCCGCAGCAGCAGCAGCAGCAGCUUCCGCCACAGGCCGGGCACCCGGGGAUGAUGGCGCCAGUGGCGGGGGUGGGCGGGGCCUCGGGGGGCGGGAACCUCCCCCAGGCCGCGCUGCAGGAGCUCCUGCGCACCCUUCGCUCGCCCAGCUCCCCCCAGCAGCAGCAGCAGGUGCUCAACAUCCUGCGCUCCAGCCCGCAGCUCAUGGCCGCCUUCAUCAAGCAGCGCGCCUCCAAGUACAAGGGCGGGGCAGGGGCCCCCGGGGGGCCCGCUGGACCCGGUGGGGUCCCGGGGCCCAUGGGCGGCGGGGGUCAGCCCGUCAACGUGAACCCUGGAGCAGGCGCUCCAGGCUUGCACCUGGGCCAGGGAGUGAUGAUGACCCAGCUUCAGCAACAGCAGCAGCAGCAGCCGCAGCAAAUGCAACAGCGCCCCCUGCUGGGUGGAGGAUUGCAGCCGCAGCAGGUCGCAGCCCUUCAGCAGCAGCAGCAACAGCAGCAGCAGCCGGGAGGCAUGCAGGCGCAGGGCCCCACAAUGACCAACAUCCCACCGCAGUUCAGAGAGCUCUUAAUGAGGCGCCACCUGCAGCAUCAACAGCAGCAGCAGCAACAACAACAGCAGCAGCAGCAGCAGCAACAGCAGCAGCAGAUGAGCAACCAUACCCAAUUCCAGCAGCCCCAGCCCCCUCAGCAGCAGCCGGGCUACCUGGGCCAGCCCGGCAUGGGCCCCCAGCAGCCAGGCCAGCCCCAGCCCGGGGGCCCGCAGCAGGGGAACCAGCCAGGGCCGCCCCAGGGCUACCCGGGGCCCGUGACCCAGCAGCAGGCAGCGGCCGCCGCCAUGAGGCUCCAGCAGCAUCAGCACCACCUCCAGAUGCAGCAGCAGCAGCAGCAGCAGCAGCAGCAGCAGAACGCCAUGGCGGGGCUGCAGGGGCCUGACGGCGGGCCGGGGGGCGCGGGCGGAGUGCCUCCCCCCCAGCAGCAGCAGCAGACGGGCCCCCAGCCCACGUCCUCGCAGGCCAUGCUCCAGCAGGCCCUGCACCAGCGCAUCCUGCAGCAGCAGCAGCAGCACCUGGGCGGCGGCUCGCCGGCGGGCCACGGCGGCAGCCCCAUGAGCCCGCAGCAGCAGCAGCAGCAGCAGCAGAUGUCCCAGUCCCCCCACCUGCAGGGGGCGCAGCCGCUGCCCUCCUCCCUCAGCAGCCAGGUGCGCUCCCCCCAGCCCUCCCCGCGGCCCCAGUCCCAGCCGCCCCACUCCAGCCCCUCCCCCCGCAUGCAGCCCCAGCCCUCGCCCCACCACAUCUCCCCCCAGACUCAGACGGGCUCCCCACACCCGGGCCACCUCCCCCCUCCGCACCACCCCGGCAUGGUGGUGCCCCCGCCCCAGCAGCAGCCCCCCCAGCAGCCCAACCCCAACAACCCCAUGGACCCGGGCCCCUUCGGCGCCGACCAGAACGCCAUGCUGUCCCAGCUCGGCGGGAUGGGGGGGCUGCAUGCGCCCGGGCCGGCGGACAUGUUGUCCGGAAACGGCCAGGACCUCGCAGCGAACAUUAAUCACAGUACCUUAAACAUCAUGUAGCAUUGCAGUACAUUCAAGAAACCCAGGCGCCGGGGACAGUGUUAGGAUUUUUUUAUUAUUAUUGUUAUUAAUAUUAUUUAAUAUUUUUUUCCAAUAUAAAUGAACUGAACUUCCUAUGGGAGAUGCUACAAUAAAUCAACAAGUCAGUGAAUGAAUAAAAUAAAUGAAUGGUAAGUUAUUGCUGUUAAUAUAUUUUUUUUGCUAAUUGUGUACAAAAGGGGAUAGUUUGUCUUUCUCCUUCAGAGAAUAAGACACAGGUAAUAUUUUUGGGGUUGGGGGAAGUAUUUGCCUUUUUUAAGAGAUAUUUUUAAGAUUUUAAAGUGGUGGAAAAAUUAAAGAGCAAAAUGAUUUAAUGCAAUGGACUUUUUUAUUGUAAUUCUUUCCUCCGUAAGCCAGUCUCUUGUAUCUUUUUUUAUUUUUAUUUCGCAGUGUGAUGUGGAUUUGUUAUUUUUUUUUAAUCCAAACAUCACAGCAUAUCUUCCUUUAAAGUUUGGGUUUGCUGUUAUUUUAUUUUUUGACAGUUUGUUGGUAUAUGUACUUUGAGACUGCUACAAUUCAAAGAGUAUAUUUUUGUUAAUGACUGUUGGAAUGGGGGGUGGGCACGGUUAGUUGAAUUUUACAUUUCUAAUGCUGGUUGCGGGAGUAUCAAAUAAACUUUAAAACAUAGUGUUGGAGGGAAAGCUGAUGCAGGUUUCUGUGGCUGAUGAAUUUUUCAUUUUUGUGCCACAUUGGAAAUGGCAAGCCAUUGGACAGAGGUGAUUCCCCCCCCCCCCCCCCUCCACAAACACGCACACACAUGCAUACACCCUCAGAGCUCGAGUGUGCACAUGUGUGCGUGCAUGUGCACUCCAUGUAUUUGACACUUAUUUAUUGGUUGGGGAGGUGGGGGUGGGUGGUCAGAGUAGCCAUGUGCUGUGAGAUUGUGCUAAUUGUAAGAUUGUGGAGUUGGCUUCAUUAAGGCAGGCCAACAAUAUUAUGGAAUGGGAAUUGGAAUGUUCUGGAACUCAGGGGGUGAACUCCUGCAGUGGACUGUAUUGAAGAGAACUGAAAACGGGGUGGGGGGGGAGAGAUGGAGGACCGGGGUGUACAGCCAUUGUUACCCCCCCCCCCCCCC
Messenger RNA from Anguilla rostrata (American eel), 12082 nucleotides. It is a transcript of the gene ep300b, whose product is annotated as E1A binding protein p300 b. The transcript has 31 exons. Gene Ontology annotation, cellular component: histone acetyltransferase complex; transcription regulator complex; nucleus. Gene Ontology annotation, biological process: positive regulation of transcription by RNA polymerase II. Lineage: Eukaryota; Metazoa; Chordata; Actinopteri; Anguilliformes; Anguillidae. Gene Ontology annotation, molecular function: chromatin DNA binding; transcription coactivator activity; protein binding. Bases 2485 to 10968 code for a protein of 2827 amino acids. The record is from RefSeq and is a predicted model, not a curated record.